This is a messenger RNA of Aspergillus nidulans FGSC A4, 480 nucleotides long. RefSeq lists its product as uncharacterized. NCBI's taxonomy places the organism in Eukaryota, Fungi, Ascomycota, Eurotiomycetes, Eurotiales, Aspergillaceae. The record is from RefSeq and is a predicted model, not a curated record. The transcript has 3 exons. The coding region runs from base 98 to 355 and encodes 85 amino acids.
GCUAUCGGGGCGAACGUGAACAAGCCUAAACCAAAUCAAGCCAUUACCAGUCCAUAAGUCGUCUCUUUGUAUCUGGAAGAUUGUCGUGGAAAACAAAAUGUUUUCAAGGACCCGACCCCAACUGAGUCAAAGACCUCGCGUCGUCGUAGACCCCCAUCUGCACCCGGAGCCUCGGCGACGAACGCCCCCCAUUACAGAUAUCCGGCAGACAAAUGAGUACAAGGCCGCAGCGAGGCGCUGGAUCUCCACGAUCGUGGCGUUGCCUAUAUUAAUGUACACUUCAUGGGUUCUAUAUGAGAGGACAUAUGGGAAUAAGCAGCCGAAGAGGCUACGAGACCACGUCCAGCAGGAGUGAUAGUGGGAGCGAGCAUAGGAUGCUUUGUGAGCCUGAUCUUGAACUUGGCUGUGUACUAUUGCUAUCUUACGGACAAAGUUAAGCAUGAGCGUGGCGUUGCUGUAGGUGGAGUUAUUGUACAUAUU